This is a messenger RNA of Pseudonaja textilis, 1161 nucleotides long. NCBI's taxonomy places the organism in Eukaryota, Metazoa, Chordata, Lepidosauria, Squamata, Elapidae. The record is from RefSeq and is a predicted model, not a curated record.
GGCAUCCUCUACGUGGGCUACUCCGAAGGGAUCUUAGAAGUCCGAUUGGCCAACUGCAGUGUGUAUGCCACCUGUGCCAGCUGCCUGUUGGCACGCGAUCCGUACUGCGCCUGGGAUGGGCGCUUGUGCCGGGCGGUUGGGGAGGACCCCAGAAACAGGACGGAGUGGCUGCAGGAUGUGGAGCAGGGGAAGGCCGAGGCCGUGUGCCAGCGCCACAGCGGGAAGGGACGAGCCAUGCCAAGGUCGAAGAAUGACUCUGAUGGAGUCUCCCUGAAAGUGUUGACCAGCCCGUUCAACUCCCUGGUGCGGCUGCCCUGCCCGCAGGUCUCUGCCCUGGCCAACUACUCCUGGACCUACCCGGAAGGCGGCUUACCAUCCCAGGAGGGGCUGACCCUCCGAGACCACACCGGCCUGCUUGUCUUUGUGCACAGCCGCACGCUGGGCGAAUACGCCUGCUGGGCCAGCGAGAACGGCUACCGGCACCGGGUGGCCUGGUACGACGUGCGGAGCGACCUCCCCGUGGACGGCGCCGGCAGCGGCAAAGGCAGCCUGGAGCACCAGGCGGUGCCCGUGGGCGAAUGGCGCUCUUACUGGGUCCAGUUUGUGACCGUGACAGUCCUGCUCUCCAUGACCUUGGCAGUGGCCGUGGCGGUGGGCUUCUUCUCCUACCACGACAAGCUGAAGGCCAAAACCAAAGUGCAGGGUUGCAGCGUUCCCGAGUCCAGCAGGGCUCCGGUGCAGGAGAAGGCCCCCCUCAACGGCAGCCAGGGCCCCCCAGGAGGCGGGGGCUACCAGUCACAGGACGCCGCCGAUGGGACCAAAUCCUGCUGUGUCCAGGUGGAAGGUGGGAGCCGAGCCGUGGAUACGGACAACAACCGCCUGAACUGCCCCUUGAUGAAUGGGGAAGACACCCGAACUGGGGAGGCCAUUUAGCCCGCAGGACUUGGUGGACUCUCGGGCGAGCACCCAAGGCGCCUUGUGCGAUUGUAGCGCGGCUCCCAAACACGGCCGGGUUUUGCCUCUGGGGUCCGUUUUUAAACAUCGUUCGUUCUCGGUUGUGUUUUGUACGAGGCCACCCCAGCUGCAAAACUGACCCUGGAGAUCCAGACGGCUGGCUUCCUUCCUUCCUUCCUUCCUUCCUUCCUUCCUUCCUUCCUUCCU